Messenger RNA from Malassezia pachydermatis, 1743 nucleotides. Its product is annotated as tfb1-subunit of rna polymerase ii transcription initiation factor tfiih. Gene Ontology annotation, biological process: nucleotide-excision repair; transcription by RNA polymerase II; transcription by RNA polymerase I. Lineage: Eukaryota; Fungi; Basidiomycota; Malasseziomycetes; Malasseziales; Malasseziaceae. The record is from RefSeq and is a predicted model, not a curated record. The transcript has 2 exons. The coding region runs from base 1 to 1743 and encodes 580 amino acids. Gene Ontology annotation, cellular component: transcription factor TFIIH holo complex; transcription factor TFIIH core complex.
AUGGAGGCGACGCAGGCGCUAUACGCGUCGGUUUCGUACCGAAAAGCCCCAGGGACAUUGAUAUUGAAGCCAAAUGGGGUACUUCACUGGAAGCCAUCGAAUGCUGCGUCGAACAUACGCGAGUUUUCGAUCCAGGAUGUACAUUUGAAUGGCUUGCAAGUGUCCAAGCCAGGAGCUGCGCAAGUCGCUCUUCGUCUUGUAGCCAAAGAGGGGCACAACAUUGAUGGAGAAGGUGUAGCCCUUCUUACAUUUAAUGCUGAAAAAAACACCGCAUUGGAACAUCGUGAGAAGUUUAAGGAGCGGCUGGCCGCAGCGAUUGCAAAAGCUCGGGCCGAACAACCCAGCGCCACGAGCACCGCGUCUACGUCCACAUCCUUGAGUUCUGCACAAUCCGAUACUUCUGAGGUAAAAAUACGUGGACAAGUCCUACUAUCAAACCCUAGUUUGCUUGCACUUCAUAAAGAAGUGGUGGGUUCGGGGACGAUCUCUGAUGCAGACUUUUGGUCUCACCCAGCGCGAGCUGCACUGCUUCGUGCUGAACGUGCAAAGACUGAGCAAAAGCAAGGUCGACAGGGACAGUUGGCUGACCCACAUCCAACGCAGAAUGAAUCAGGCGAGUUGAAAAUCAAUAUCACGCCGCAACUAAUUCGCGAGCUGUUUGAGCAGUACCCUGUCUUGACACGCGCGUAUGAUGAAAAUGUGCCUACUAAGCUUGACGAGACCACGUUUUGGAUGAGAUAUUUCCAGUCCAAACUCUAUCACCGACUUCGAACGUCCCUUCGUUCCGCUGCCUCAGAGCAGCAUAUACCCGAUGACGACAUCUUUGACAAAUAUUUGGAAGCUGAAGACAAUGAAUUGGAGCCGCGACAAAAGUAUAAUCCUCAUGAUGCUUUGUUGAACUUGGCCGCUACGGAAGAAGAUCAUGGCCCUACUGGAAAUGCGCAAGACUGGACCAUGCAGCCAGGGUUUGAUCGAAGAACGCUCCCUUUGAUGCGACGGUUUAAUAAGCAUGCCGAGUCCCUUCUUACGUCCUCCCUUGGAGAAAUGACAGAAGAGGAUGCACGACGGGUGCGCCGAAAAACAGGUGGUGUAGGAGAGGAAUAUGGAUCAACCUCGAAGAAGCCACGUAUUUCACGCUAUGAUGAGGAAAUUGUCAUUGAUGACUUGAACGAUCAGCGUGGUGUUCAAGGUCGUCGAUUGAGAAUCCAAGAUCCAAAAAACUAUUAUGCAUCUGAUUCGAAUAGCCAGGAAGUCACAACCUCGACACCUUUAAACCAGGUGGAUCUGGAUCGCUUCAGUCAAAGUUUGAAUGGAUGGAAAUUGGAACUGGCUAAAUUUGCACCAAAAGGUGAUAUUAUGCGCAAAACGCUUUCGUUGAUGUUAGAGAACAUGAAGCAGCAAAAGGCGGGGCCCUCGCAAGAAAGCAUGAAAGGCAUGCCGCCUGAUAUUUUCAAGCAAUUGCUUACUUGCCAUGCAGCCACCAGUGAGUUCUUGCAGCAGUUCUGGCAGGCCAUACUUCCGUCCGCCGACCAAGAUCCAUCUCAGUCGCCUUCGGUCGUUGAGCGCGCUAGGAAGGCCCAAACUAUGUUGACUAUCUUGCGCAAGACCGAUGCGCGUAUUGAAAAAGUCGCCCAAAUUGCGGAGGCGGCACUACCUGGGCAGGGCCAUGCAAACGUGAUGGAAGCUUUUAGUUCGACCCGAAAAGCCGUGCAACGGGCACUAUCCUAUGUAGAUGCAGUAUAA